GUUUUGUUUCCAUGACAACGGAUCCGCUUGUUAACUUUAGACGUGGCUGCCAAGUUGAAAUCAAAUUGUAGAAUUAUAAUGGUAUUAAUCCAUCUGUAGGGAAAAUUGGAGAGCCAUCACCGUUUGCUAAUCGAUUUGAGACUGGAAAAUUGUAUCUUGCGGUCAGUGAGCAAUUAAGGACGCAGGAUGGUCAAGAAAGGCAAGAAAAAUAAGAACAAAGUUCCCAAAAAUCCAGGCAGUUUCUAUGAGCUGGCAAUGCGUCUGAGAAAGGUGGAAGAAGAGGAUCUAGAUGUGUCCCUGAAUCGCGCCUUUCUUCGAAAAGACAUUGACCAGUCAAAAAAGAGCAUGGAACUGCUGCGAAAGAAAUGGAAAGAUAUGACUGGUGUUAAAGGAGCGGAGAAUGUCAGGGAUCAUUGUCUAAAAGCCUGGCAUAUGUUCGAGAAAGCUGUUGAAAAAAAGGAUUUGCUAAUCGCACAUCUACAAGAAGAUUUGGACGCGGUAGUGAAUAUCAGAAAACAGUCCUACAAAGAUUAUAUUGGUGUAAUCGAUAAUUCAAUAAUGUCGUACAAGACCCAAGUUGAAGAGAUAUAUGAAGAUUUCGUCAAUCACACAAAACAGUAUCAAUCAGAUCAUCGCGAGCAUAUGGAGAAGUUUGACUCGAUGAGACAAGCAGCUAUAGAACGAUUACAGGUUGCGUUAUAUUGCAUCGAUAAGAAGGAGAAAGAUGACGAUCAACAGAGAAAAGCGAAACUCUCUUCUAAAAUUGACGAGUUGAAAGAUCAAAGAUUAGAGGACUUGAGGUGUAUGAAUGUGCACGAGUAUGAGUUGGAGAAAUGUUUCAAAGAGAUGUGUGAAGUUUUGAAACACUAUGAAGAAAAAAUGGCGGCGAUUAGAGUGAGAGGUCCCAAGUACGACAUGGAAAAACAAGAAGUUGUGUGUGAUGACAAGGUUGAUUUUCUUCAGCUGAAAAACAGAGUGGAACUCUUGACUAUUGAAAACUUAGAGAAAGAGUACAAACAGUUGAGAAGCAAAUGGAUGGCCUAUAAGAAGAAAUCACAAAGCGAAAUAAAAAAGGAGGAGAAGCGUAUGCAGAGAAUGAUAGUGGAAAGCGGAGAAGCAAUAAAGGAGCUCAGAAGAGUGGAGGAAAAAGUAACCUCGAUAUGUAAACUCGAACGUCAGUGCAAGAAAUUGCUCACAGCUGAAGAAUGCGAAAACAGAUUCAGAAUGUUGGAUGAGAAUUUGAAUUCAAAAUACACCAGUAAUAAUCCGAAUAUAACACUCGAGAAAAAAAUGAAAAGGUUCUGGGAAAUGAAUGCUGAGUGCAUCAAGUUGAAGAAUUCUUUGUUGUAUGAGAGACAGGUGUUGAAGGCAGAAAAUGAUAAGUUGAGGCAACAGUUGAUGGAUAUGAAAGGGAAGUGUGAAUUUGAUAUACGUGCGGGAGAGGUAUAGAUAAGUCAAAAGGAAAACAUUGAACCGUCUUGAUGUUUCCUAGAAGUAGUCUGAAUAUUUGCACAUAAUAAUGAAUAAGAUUGGAAUCUAGAAUAGAAUUACUUCAAUAAGACGGUGGAUAAGAUCAUUUACUUGCAUGAUUUUUGAACAUAUAAAUUCAAAAUCUCCUCGUUCUUCUGAAAGUAUAAUAAUACUAUCAGAAACAGAAUAAUUCGCUAUUUGUGAUGAAAUUCUCCCAGACCGUUUAAUUUAUGUACGAAAUUGUUCAAAAUAUAAAAAAAACUUAUUUUAUACGCUAUUUUCUUGAGAUUUUAAAGAAAUUAGAAAAAUCAACAUGUUUCCGUGAUCAUG
This is a messenger RNA of Nilaparvata lugens (brown planthopper), 1800 nucleotides long. RefSeq names its product dynein regulatory complex subunit 2. The record is from RefSeq and is a predicted model, not a curated record. Bases 187 to 1449 code for a protein of 420 amino acids. NCBI's taxonomy places the organism in Eukaryota, Metazoa, Arthropoda, Insecta, Hemiptera, Delphacidae. The transcript is spliced from 3 exons.